GCAAGUGCCGCUCGGUGCCAGUACUAGUGCGUUCGGAUAACAUCCAUCAUGUCUCUCGGGGAAGAAACAAUGCUUUUGCAGUUUUUUGUUCUUGUCAGUUUCUCUCUGGCGUCGUCAGUCGGCCAGACGGAGCCAGUCGAGGACUCCUGGUACGUCGCCGCUGUGUACGAGCACAACGUGAUCCUGACCCCGGAGCCGCGGGGCCCCUCGUCCCGCGCCGCCGCCCUGCGGCACAUGCAGAGCAACCUGAACAUCUACGAAGAGCAGGCUGCCCGGGCCGCUCUGCAGGGGGCCCAGAUCCUGGUGUUUCCAGAAGAUGGUCUUCAGGGUUUUAACUUCAGCCGUUCGUCCAUCUCUGGCUACCUAGAAACCGUUCCUGACCCCCAGCAGGAGAGCUGGAACCCCUGCACUGAACCAGGCAAACACAACAACACCGAGGUUCUCCAGCGUUUGAGCUGCAUGGCCCGUCGUUACGACCUCUACCUGGUGGCCAACAUGGCUGACCUGCAGCCCUGCCCCCUGAAGACCGCCCCCUCCUCCUGUCCAUCUGAUGGACGCUGGCAGUUCAACACCAACGUGGUUUUCAGGUCCGAUGGCCAGCUGGUGGCGCGCUACCACAAACACAACCUCUACUUCGAGGAGGCCUUCGACGCGCCGCCACAACCUGAGAUCAUUACGUUCGAUACUCCUUUUGCCGGAAGAUUUGGUCUCAUCACUUGCUUCGACAUCCUGUUCCACGCGCCCACAGUUACCCUGUUGCAGAAGCGUGUCCGGCAGCUGAUCUUCCCCACCGCCUGGAUGAACCAGCUCCCUCUACUGGAUACGAUCCAGUUCCAGCAGGCUUUCAGCUUAGGCGCCAAUGUCACCCUGCUAGCGGCCAACAUCCGUAGUGACCGACUGAUCAUGACAGGAAGUGGCAUCUACACCCCUACUUCUGCCACUUAUCACCACGCCCAGAAAGGAGACCCAGAAGAGGGAAGGCUGCUGGUAGCCAGGGUGCCAGUCUUAGACCCCCUGCUGAUGGGGCAGAGCGUGUUCAUGGAGGGGGCGGUUCGGGAGGCGUGUCACAAAGAGAGCUGUUCUGCUCCUCCUGAAACUGCUUCUUCGGUUCUUCCCUCCUCCGCCACCUUCGUCUCAUCCAUGAUGCACGACUCAUUCACAUUUGUCCUCCUAAACGAGCCAGAGGGCGUAGUGAACGUGUGUCAUGGCACCUUUUGCUGCCACCUGCAGUACCAGCGGUUACCACCGGGUGGCAGUACAGAGCUCUACGCAUUGGGAGCAUUUGCGGGAACUCACACCGUAAACGGACGCUACGCCCUGCAGGUGUGUGCACUAGUCCGCUGUGCAGGGUUGGAGGUCAGUUCUUGUGGACAGGAAGUGGAAGAGGCAAAGUCGAAAAUGGACUUCCUGUUAGAGGGGAGAUUUGGGACCAGAUACGUGUACCCGUCAGUUCUGGUGAACAAGCUGGUCCUGGAGCAGCCGGAGCGUCUGGAAACCGCUGCAGAUGGCCGAGUGACCAUGAAACACUCAAAGAUGACCGCUGGGCUGGUCACUGCCGUUCUGUACGGACGAAUGUAUCACCUGGACAAUGAAUGAACUGAUGCCAGGAGAAAAACAUCAGACAUUUAAAAAACUGAUAAUACAAAAGAAAAAAAUUCUGACCAAGACCGGUAAAUGACAAUUCGGGUGUUAAACAUUUGUCUUCUGUCAGAUAUAAACUGCUAUAAAUAAAAAACAAAUCCCUUUA
Molecule: messenger RNA, 1747 nt
Organism: Pseudoliparis swirei
Lineage: Eukaryota; Metazoa; Chordata; Actinopteri; Perciformes; Liparidae
Gene: btd
Product: biotinidase
Exons: 6
Coding region: 49-1596 (515 amino acids)
Molecular function (GO): hydrolase activity, acting on carbon-nitrogen (but not peptide) bonds, in linear amides
Source: RefSeq, a predicted model, not a curated record